AUGCAAGUCAAAACGAUUGUAUAUUUAUAUAAGUACAGACGUAAAAGCUUUCUUUCUCUCUGUCUCCCUCUCUCUCCCCUUAUGUCUCCAUUUCCACCUCUCUCUAUCCCUAUGCCUCCAUUUCCCCCUCUCUCUAUCCCUAUGUCUCUAUUCCCCUCUUUCUAUCCCUAUGUCUCCAUUUCCCCCUCUCUCUAUCCCUGUCUCAGUUUUCCCCUCUUUCUAUCCCUGUCUCCAUUUCCCCCUCUCUCUAUCCCUGUCUCCAUUUUCCCCUCUUUCUAUCCCUAUGUCUACAUUUCCCCUCUCUCUAUCCCCAUGUCUCCAUUUCCCCCUUUCUCUAUCCCCAUGUCUCCAUUUUCCCCUCUCUCUCUAUCCCCAUGUCUCCAUUUUCCCUCUCUCUAUCCCUAUGUCUCCAUUUUCCCCUCUCUCUAUCCCAAUGUCUCCAUUUCCCCUCUCUCUAUCCCCAUGUCUCCAUUUUCCCCUCUCUCUAUCCCUAUGUCUCCAUUUUCCCCUCUCUAUCCCCAUGUCUCCAUUUUCCCUCUCUAUCCCUAUGUCUCCACUUUCCCCUCUCUAUCCCUAUGUCUCCAUUUCCCCUUUCUCUAUCCCAAUGUCUCCAUUUCCCCUCUCUCUAUCCCCAUGUCUACAUUUCCCUUUUCUCUAUCCCUAUGUCUCCAUUUCCCCCUCUCUCUAUCCCUAUGUCUCCAUUUUCCCCUUUCUCUAUCCCUAUGUCUCCAUUUUCCCCUCUCUCUAUCCCUAUGUCUCCAUUUCCCCCUUUCUCUAUCCCAAUGUCUCCAUUUCCCCCUCUCUCUAUCCCUAUCUGUAAAGAACUGGGCUUUUGGAUGCGGAUUACUGAGGAUUGAUCGAUAUGAUUUUCUUUUCUGUACCCUAAAACGAUAG
Messenger RNA from Acanthosepion pharaonis, 894 nucleotides. NCBI's taxonomy places the organism in Eukaryota, Metazoa, Mollusca, Cephalopoda, Sepiida, Sepiidae. The record is from the annotation of a GenBank genome assembly.